This is a messenger RNA of Prunus armeniaca (apricot), 1323 nucleotides long. Lineage: Eukaryota; Viridiplantae; Streptophyta; Magnoliopsida; Rosales; Rosaceae. The record is from the annotation of a GenBank genome assembly.
AUGGGCAAAUCCUUGCUGCUACCCGUGCUCUGCUGCUUGGAAGAACCGACCGAACCGGCUAAACCUGCUAUACCGGCUGAACCUACUACACCAGUUGAACCUGUUAUUUUAACUUAUGUCACUACUGUCAUUGAACCGAUUACCCCCCAUGAAGCUUCUCUAAUAUUGCCCGAUCAAGCUCCCAUGGAUAUUCCAGAGAUGCGUGUUAUAGUUAAAUAUAAUGCAAAUGGUACUGUGGAGAUGUACAAAUCAAAAUUAGUAGCUAAAGGGUUCACUCAGACAUAUGGAGUUGAUUAUCAUGAUACUUUUGCACCUGUGGCUAAGAUGAAUACUGUUAGAGUUUUGUUGUCUUUAGCAGUAAACUUGGAUUGGACCCUGAGGCAAUUUGAUGUAAAAAAUGCAUUCUUACAUGGUGAACUAGAAGAAGAAGUAUACAUGAGUCUUCCACCAGGGUAUAGGGUUACCGAUGAAAUGGGGAACGUGUGCAAAUUAAAAAAUGCGUUGUACGAGUUAAAGCAGUUUCCUCGGGUAUGGUUUGGUAGAUUUCCUAUAGCUAAGAAGAAGUUUGGUUACCAACAGGCUAAUACUGAUCACACUCUAUUCAUUAAACAUAGGACUGGUAAGUAUGUCAUGGACCUGCUAGCAUAUACUGGAAUGUUUGACUGUAAACCAGCUGAUACACCUAUUGUUGAGAAUCAUAAACUUGGUGUUUAUGUGGAUCAUGUUCCAACUAACAAAGAAAGAUACCAAAGUGAGGAUCAUAUGGCUGCUGUAAUGCGUAUUCUGAGUUACUUAAAGUCUGCUCCUGGGAGAGGUUUAUUAUUUAAGGAAAAUGACCACUUGGAUCUAGAAGGUUACAUUGACGCAAAUUAUGAAGGGAAUAUUACAGAUAGACGUUCUACAUCAAGUUACUUCACCUUUGGUGGUAACCUAGUUACGUGGCAUAACAAGAAGCAAAACGUUGUGUCUCGAUUCUCUGUAGAGUUUGAGUACAGAAGGAUUGGCCAAGGGGUUUGUGAAAUACUGUGGUUGAGGUGGUUACUUGCUGAAAUUGGAUUUAGACUGAAUGCUGCUACAAAGCUCCACUGUAAUAAUCAGUCUGCAUUUGAAAUUGCUAACAAUUUGGUUCAACAUGAUCGAACUAAGCAUGUAGAAGUUGAUUGGCAUUUCAUUAAGGAGAAGUUGGAACAUAAGUUAAUUUUUAUACCUUUUGUGCAUUCUUCAGAGCAGCUUGCAGAUAUGUUGACCCAUGCCGUGUCAAAGCACCGAUUUGAAGACUUACUUGACAAGUUGGGCAUUACCGAUAUCUAUACACCAAUUUGA